This is a messenger RNA of Megalops cyprinoides (Indo-Pacific tarpon), 1722 nucleotides long. Its product is annotated as RAC-alpha serine/threonine-protein kinase-like. Bases 264 to 1679 code for a protein of 471 amino acids. Gene Ontology annotation, biological process: protein phosphorylation. NCBI's taxonomy places the organism in Eukaryota, Metazoa, Chordata, Actinopteri, Elopiformes, Megalopidae. The transcript has 14 exons. The record is from RefSeq and is a predicted model, not a curated record. Gene Ontology annotation, molecular function: ATP binding; protein serine/threonine kinase activity.
UGGGAGAUAUAGUGGAAGAAAGGCAAGAGAAUCAGAGAGUAAACGAGAAGCAAUUUACCGGGAAUACUGAAGGACACAACAGCCUAAUAAGUCGCAGCGGGCUUCCAUAACAAUGACCCGGAGUCACUUCUGAGACAUUCGUCCAGCAGUCGUUAACCUGUGGGAAGAGGGCUCCCAGUUCUUGACCCGGUCAGAGUGAAGAGACCAGAGCGCCGUCUCCUCAGUUUUCGGAUUCCGCGGACGGACUGCCCCCACGGGCCGCCAUGAGCGAGGUGCUGAUCGUGAAGGAGGGAUGGCUUCACAAACGAGGAGAGUACAUCAAGACCUGGAGGCCGAGGUACUUCCUGCUGAAAAGCGAUGGGAGCUUCAUCGGGUACAAGGAGCGGCCGCAGGACGUGGACCAGCUGGAGACCCCGCUGAAUAACUUCUCCGUUGCGCAAUGCCAGCUGAUGAAGACGGAGAGGCCGAAGCCCAACACCUUCAUCAUCCGCUGCCUCCAGUGGACCACUGUGAUCGAGCGAACCUUCCACGUGGAAACGCCCGAGGAGAGGGAAGAAUGGACCAAAGCCAUCCAGGCUGUGGCGGAGAGCGUACAGGAGAAACAGCAGACAACAGAAGACAAGGAUGAAAAAGAUAGGGACAUGUCCCUGACCAAACCCCGACUCAAAGUGACUAUGCACGACUUUGAAUACCUCAAACUCCUGGGAAAAGGCACUUUUGGGAAGGUCAUCCUGGUGAAGGAGAAGGCCACGGGCCGAUACUACGCCAUGAAGAUCCUGAAAAAGGAAGUGAUAGUGGCGAAAGAUGAAGUUGCCCACACGCUCACCGAAAACAGAGUGCUAAAGAACUCCAAGCACCCAUUCCUGACGGGUUUGAAGUAUUCCUUCCAGACUCAUGACCGCUUGUGCUUCGUCAUGGAGUACGCGAAUGGAGGGGAGCUCUUCUUCCACUUGUCCCGGGACCGGGUUUUUUCGGAGGAGCGGGCGCGGUUCUAUGGGGCGGAGAUCGUCUCUGCUCUGGACUACCUUCACUCGGAGCAGAACGUGGUCUACAGGGACCUGAAGCUGGAGAACCUUAUGCUGGACAAGGAUGGACACAUCAAGAUCACGGACUUCGGCCUCUGCAAGGAGGGCAUCAAGGACGGGGCGACCAUGAGGACCUUCUGUGGGACGCCGGAGUACUUGGCCCCGGAGGUGCUGGAGGACAAUGACUACGGGCGGGCAGUGGACUGGUGGGGGCUGGGCGUGGUCAUGUACGAGAUGAUGUGCGGCCGGCUGCCCUUCUACAACCAGGACCACGAGAAGCUGUUCGAGCUCAUCCUCAUGGAGGACAUCCGCUUCCCUCGCACCCUGGGCCCCGAGGGCAAGUCCCUGCUCUCUGGCCUGCUCAAGAAGGACCCCAAGCAGCGGUUAGGGGGUGGGCCGGAUGACGCCAAGGAGAUCAUGCAGCACAAAUUCUUUGCCGGGAUUGAGUGGCAGGACGUCUACGAGAAGAAGCUUGAGCCGCCCUUCAAGCCCCAGGUCACCUCGGAGACGGACACCCGCUAUUUUGACGAGGAGUUCACAGGCCAGACCAUCACUAUCACCCCACCAGGACAAGAUGAGAACAUGGAACAAUUCGACAGUGACAGGAGACCUCACUUCCCCCAGUUCUCCUACUCAGCCAGCGGAACAGCCUAGAGGGUCCUUUCCAAUUCCCCCCGGCUCCUGCCAUUUCUCACCC